AUGAAGAGCAAUUCCACCGCACCGAUGAACGAAAGAACAAAACUGGCCGUUGUGAACCGUGAAUGUGGGCUAAAAUGCGAUGCAGCGGAGCACCACAGACUGACGAUGAUGCUUCGGUUAUCAACUUUACAUGUGGUUCCACGCUUUGAUUACGGCAAGGAUAUUUUUCUAGUGUCUACUUCCAAGUUUGUACUGUUCGCUGAUGACACUACGGUUCUUCUUAGUGGUACUACCAUAAUUUCGUUGAUCAACCUAUUAAAAUCUGAACUACAAAAUAUUUUUGAGUGGAUCAAGGUCAAUAAUCUUUCUAUAAAUACUAACAAAUCUUGCUGCGUUUUCUUUGGUCCUAAGAUUGUCACUAAUUUUGCUUUAGAAAUCAAGGACAUCACCAUCAACAAAGUACCUCUCGAAAAAUUUCUGGGAUUAAUUGCUACCUUGGAUCUCUCUUGGUUUGCUACUCUCUAUGAACUGAAGCAUAAAUUUCCUAACCACAUUUUGAAGUUGCUCUAUUAUUCGCUUAUCUAUCCUUACUUAAUUUAG
Helobdella robusta is the source of this 540-nucleotide messenger RNA. RefSeq lists its product as hypothetical. Lineage: Eukaryota; Metazoa; Annelida; Clitellata; Rhynchobdellida; Glossiphoniidae. The record is from RefSeq and is a predicted model, not a curated record. The transcript is spliced from 4 exons. Bases 1 to 540 code for a protein of 179 amino acids.